AUGUUGGGGGAAAAGGAUCUAUUAAUUACAUGGCAAAAUAACACUCGAUAUUGGGAAUGGGGACAUAUAACUCAAUCAAGGUUCCGGAAGGUGUGGAUACUUAGAGGAGUAUGGUGGCUUGAAAUCAAAGGCAAAAUAGCAGCUGUGAAGCUGUCAGAAAAGAGUACAUAUAUAGCGUAUCUUGUCUUCCGAACUACUGAGGAUUCCAGAGGACUUGAUGUGCCUGGGAAUUCAAGCAUAACUUUUGGUGGGAGAAAAAUGGAGACUAAAAUUGUUUAUCUUCAAAGACCAAAGGCUAGGGAAACAUGGGAAGAAAACUGUGUGUUUCCUUAUAGGUGA
This is a messenger RNA of Lactuca virosa, 339 nucleotides long. The record is from the annotation of a GenBank genome assembly. Lineage: Eukaryota; Viridiplantae; Streptophyta; Magnoliopsida; Asterales; Asteraceae.